Musca domestica (house fly) is the source of this 5016-nucleotide messenger RNA. Its product is annotated as otoferlin. The transcript is spliced from 17 exons. The record is from RefSeq and is a predicted model, not a curated record. Gene Ontology annotation, biological process: plasma membrane organization. Bases 1 to 5016 code for a protein of 1671 amino acids. Lineage: Eukaryota; Metazoa; Arthropoda; Insecta; Diptera; Muscidae.
AUGUUUACCACCCAGCUGCAAUACCAACAGGAGGACUGCUUUGCCAAUGUGGUGCAGGAUUUUCUCAUCUGCACCACGAUACACAAGGCCCGCCAUUUGGGUGUUUUCCAGGGUGAAAUCUAUGUCCGGCUGACAUUGGACAAAUGGUCAAGGCAUACCAAAGUUUUUGCUAAUUCAGAAAAUCCCUACUUCAAUGAGUAUUUUGUGUUCGAAUUGAAAUGCACCUUGGCGGAACUGUUGCGCUUGACCAUACGCUAUGAGGUCAAACGGCAUACGACAUGUCGCCGAAAUCCCACACUGGGUGAGCUGCUGGUGGACAUGCAAAGCGUGUGGCACCAACGAAAUCGUUGUUACUUCAAGAAAUGGGGACGAUUGGAGGCAGUCGUGGAGGAACAGGAAUCCUCAAAGGGGAGAGGAGAUCUGCCAUCUAAUGACCCCAAAGGCUAUUUGCAAAUUGAUUUGGCCAUUGUCUCGCAGGCCACAAAUCCUCAGACCAUUCUGAGGCCAGGUGAGGAGGAUGAGGAUACGAUGAGCGUGACCACAAAUGUUUGGCAAAUUAAUCAGGAUUAUGAUAAUAUUGAGAGGAAUCUACUGGAUAACAUGGCAGCGGAUGUGCAGUGCAAUAUUCUUUAUAGUGUCAGAUUUUAUAGGGGAGUUAUGGCCAAGAAGUCGGAUUAUUUGAUACAAUUCAGAUUCCAUCCCUUUAGAGGUAAAUCGGCAAUCGUCAAAAAUUCCCAAUUCCCGGUGUGGAAUCAGGAAAUCCAUUUCUCUUGGAUAUAUCCCUCGCUGGCCCAAACUCUCUUCCUACAGCUAAUGGCCCACGAACAGCUGCAAUGGAAAUGCGUGGCCGAACAGGAAAUACAUUUUCAGGAUAUAGCAUUUAAAGAUAAACCUGCCCUGGGUCCCACCUUUAUACACUUCUAUGACAGCCUGAAUUCCUCGAAAUAUAUUGGCCGUGUUUUGAUGGAAAUUCGUUCGGAAUGUUUGCAAACACCCCCACCACCUGGGCGGAAUUUAAAUAUCAAGUCCAUACAACCCUUGGAUGAGUCACGCCAUUGGCAGGAGGAAACAUUUGUGCUGGAAUUUCUAGCUCUGCAAGGGGAGUUUGUUCAUGGCAAUUGCAGUAAUUUGAAAAUUUUGAUGAAGAUGGGAGAAACUGCUUCAAACUCCGUAGAAUGUUUCCUCAAACCAUACUCCUGCAAAAAAGGUCUGAAAAUUGCCAAACCUUUGAAAUAUUUUCGCCAAGAAUCACCCUACAAGGCCAUUACAAUGCAUCUGCAAUUACCAGACUAUCGCCAUAAAUAUGAAGGUGAGAAAUUUAUCAAGGAAAUGAUUCAACAUAUCAAAGAGGAAAUGGAAAAUUUUCGACAAUUCCAACUUUUAUACGGGCAGCAACAGCAGGCCCAGUUGAAAAUAUUAAGAGAUAUAGUUACAAGGCUAAUGGAUUUUAUUAAGGGGGCCAUGGAGUCGCGAAAGCUGGAAUAUCGUGGAAACAAAGAACCCACACAGUGGGAUGUGAAACGUUUGCUGUAUUUGCGGGAGUAUUUUCUUAAAUUUUCCGAAGAACUUCGCAAUUUAAAAUCAAAGCUAAAACCUGGUGAGGAGAGGACCUUGAUUCCCCUCAUUGAGGAUGUGUUACAGAGCCUUUCAAAAUCGAUUCCUAAACUUCAAAAUUUGUUGUCCUUAAAUCGUUUGCAAGAUGAGUGGCCGGAAUUGAUGUUGGUUUUGAAUUCCAGCAACAAGGAGUUGGGAUUCUGCCGCUUAAAUCCCAAAAUUUUUGUUUUUCCUGGGCAGGAUCGAACUGUAAAUACUGAUGCGGAGCAGUGCUGGAAGGUGCGUAAUUUUGUGUUCAAGGACCCUCAAUGUCAGCACACCUGCAGCCAGUGCGGCUGUAUUGUGGCCAUUCUGUUGGGCUGCCUAGGCAUUGCCACCGAAAAAGAACGUUCAAAUUUCUUGCAUACAAUAAAAUCUGAUUGGUCCAUUCCAGAACCCUUCUAUUACAGGCCCAUCGUCCUCUCCACCAGCUACAAAUGCCGUGUAUUUAUACACCAGGCCAAGGUGAGGCCUGGAGCCGAUCGCAAUGGCCUCUGUGAUCCCUAUGUGCGCAUUAUGUUUGGCUCCCAUGCCGCGGAGACACCAGUGCUCUUUGCCACCCUGUCGCCCAUUUGGAAUGCCGUGAUAUCCCUAGACAACCUUACCUUACCGGGAAAUCCUGAGUGGUAUGGCGGAAAUAAUGGCCCUCUCCUAGCCAUCGAAUUGUAUGACACGGAUAAAAGAACAGCCGAUGAUUAUUUGGGUUGUGGCAUCCUUCCGAUGGCUGUUAUGUCGAAGAAGGGACAACAGAGUUUGGAAAAUGAAAUGCCCAGCCAAAAACUGCAGGCCAUGCAAAGCAGACAUGCCUUAGAAAAAUUCCAGGCCUUGCGGAGUUUAUCACCACCUCCCUUGAGGUGGCUGCCCAUGGCGUUGAGUGGUAUAAUCAGGGCAGAGAUUUUGAUCUCAGCCGAAUUGGUGGAAAUGGAAGGGGAAAGUGAUGAGGUUGGCUUGUCAGAACCUGUGGUCACGGUGGGUAUACCACCCGCUAUAAGGCCGAAUAUGAAGAAUUAUGUGUUGGAGGUAACUUUCGCCGGUUUACGAAAUUACACCAAAUCUAGGAUGUUUUCCGGGCGCCAUAGAGUCAAGUUAAUGAUGGCGGAUCUUCUGCUGGUCAGUGGCCUGUCAACCUCCAGGCUGAGGAAUAGCUUUAAUUUCCUGAUUUCCUAUGGCUCGGGAGUGGUGAGCCUUCCGGACCAGUUGGAGUACUGGCCCGCAAUUAUUGCCACAGAUAUAAUUUUAACCUCCAAGGAUCAGGAAACCACUGUGGGGGCAGUGCUGAUAGCCAAUACCAAACGUUACUUAGCUUUCCAGAAGUUACAAAAAUGUGUGCCCCUGGAUGAUGAGGAGGAGAUAUCGGAGGUGGAGACUACCACAACCUUGAAUUUCACUCCCGAUGGUGACAACGAGUCCCAACCCCUUUUAAGGCAAACCAAACAACCCUCAAAGUGGCAGAGAUUUAAAGGACUUUUUCACAAAAAAUCUCCCAGAAAAAUCAAGCCCCCAAAUGGCGCCCAAGCGUUAAUGGACGAAUCUCAAUUCAAUUGGUGGACCAAAUUUUAUAAUUCCCAAAGUUUUCCCGAGUCCUGCAGGGCCUUGUGCCAACUGAAACAUCGCUUAUGUGUCUACCACACUGAGCUGGAAAAACAAGCGGAAUUUAGUUAUCUCUCUGACUGGGCGGAACCCUUUCAAUUGGUCCAUGGGGUGAGGAGUAAAACCAAUUCUCCCACCAAAGAUGAAAUCUAUGCCACCCUGAAAAUGAAAUUGAAAUUGACGGCAUGUCAAUGUGGGCGCUCAGAAUGGCAGGAGGGCUCGAUGUUGAGGCCCUUGGUCACCGCCAUGAAUCCUCGCCAUCAGAUGCAGCUGCAAUCCCUGGCGGAUUUGGUGAAGUUGGUCGUCAGGGUCUAUGUUGUACAAGGCCUGCAGCUACGCCCCGUGGAAAAACAUGCCCAGGCCGAUGCCUAUGUUCGAGUCCAGCUGGGCCAGAGGCAGCUGACGAAUCGUGCCGAACAUGUGCCCAAUGAAAGUAAUCCGAUAUUUGGAAAAUGUUUCCAAUUGGAGGGUCUGAUGCCAAGAGAACAUAUUUUGGAGGUAUCGAUAUUCAAUCGCCACAGUUUGAGAGAUGAACCCAUUGGCUCCACUCACGUUGACUUGGAGGAUAGAUGGCGAUGUCAGCAUCGAGUCACAGUUGGCAUUGCCAAUGAAUUUUCCAGUUUUGGCUACAACAAAUGGAGAGAUCUGCAAACGCCCAGAGAAAUUUUGGAGGAUCUCUGUCGCAAAAAUUUCAUCAAAUUACCACGCUACCGAGAUAAUGCAAUUGAGGUUGAUGGGGUGACUUUUGAAGAUGAAACGGAGAUUUCCUUAGAUGAGGACCUCCACGAACGCCUGUCUCUGACCGCCUUGAAAAAUCUCCAAAAACUACCCUCCUUUGGCUACAAGCUGGUACCCGAACACGUGGAGACAAGGUCCUUGUAUCGUCCCGAAUGUCCUGGAAUAGAACAGGGCAAAUUACAAUUAUGGCUGGAGCUGUACGAUGGCAAUCUUAAUUUACCACCGGCCAUUGAUAUUACACCGCAGCCUCCAGAGCUAUUUGAGUUGCGCCUCAUCAUAUUCAGUGUCAGCGAUGUGGUCCUGGACGAACGCAAUAUUUUCGGCAAUGCCAUGAGUGAUAUCUAUGUCAAGGGCUGGUGUUCUAAUCCUGAUGAGGCCCAGACCACAGAUAUCCAUUACCGAUCAAUGAAUGGCGAGGGUAAAUUUAAUUGGCGCAUGAUAUUCCCAUUGAAAUAUAGCAGCAUUGAAGAUAUGAUGUUGGUAAAACGCAAAACCGGUCUCCUUGAGGAAUAUCACCGCAAACAACCGCCCCAACUCUCACUACAAAUCUGGGACGAUGACAUUAUAUCACAGGAUGAUUUUCUCGGUUCUUUGGAAAUAAAUCUCUCCAAUUUUCCCCAGCCCUUUGAGACGGCCAAGCAGUGUCAAUUAACAACAUAUGAAAGUGUGUUGAACACGCAAAUCGCUGGACAUCGAAAACCAUGUCCUGCCGCCACCGCCGCCAGACGUCUCGUGAAUCUUUUCCGUGAAAAGAAAAUACGUGGCUGGUUUCCGGUACGCGGUAAUAUUCCCGAAAUGAACAAUAAAUUGGGUUUGGCGGGGAAAAUCGAUAUGGAAUUGGAGCUGUUGACGGAAAAGGAAGCGGCCACAUAUCCCGUGGGUUUGGGUAGGAAUCCACCGAAUGCACUGCCGGAACCAAAACGACCGCCAUCCUCCUUUAAUCCCCUCACAAAUCCCUGGAAAGGCUUCAAGAGAAUUAUUGCCCCAAAUCUGCUGAAAUAUUUAAUCGUACUGGGUCUCGUGGCUUUGCUGGGAUUUUUCCUAUUUCUAUUGAUUAUGAAUUUGCCAAUACUGUUGCAGCAAUGGGUUUAUUAG